Parathielavia appendiculata is the source of this 1068-nucleotide messenger RNA. Its product is annotated as phenazine biosynthesis PhzC/PhzF protein. Gene Ontology annotation, cellular component: cytoplasm. Gene Ontology annotation, biological process: biosynthetic process. Gene Ontology annotation, molecular function: isomerase activity. The coding region runs from base 112 to 1068 and encodes 318 amino acids. Lineage: Eukaryota; Fungi; Ascomycota; Sordariomycetes; Sordariales; Chaetomiaceae. The record is from RefSeq and is a predicted model, not a curated record. The transcript has 2 exons.
UAUAUUACGACAACGCACUCCUUCAUCCUCGAUGAAAUCCCAUCGUCCUCGGUAACCAAACGUCAACCGUGGACACCAGUGACAUUUACAAUAACCCUGCAACUUAAUACCAUGACCUCCGUUCCUUUCACCAUUGCCGAUAUCUUCUCGACGGUCCGUUACAAGGGCAACCCUCUGGCUAUAGUAGACGCCAGAAACGAAGACCUCACGGACACGCAGAUGAAGCUCAUCACGCGCCAAUUUAACCUAUCCGAAACAACCUUCUUUUUCCCACCUACUUUGCCAGGAGCCGACUUCAGACUUCGCUCCUUUCUCCCCGGCGGAAGGAGGUCCACGGCGCCGGCAGCGGGGGUUACCGAGAGCUUCGUCUUUCAUCAGGAACUCGGAGGCGAGGUCAUUCCGGUUCAAGUAACCAGACACACGGAAGCUCUGGACGGCAAAAGCCAAUUCUCGGUCUCCCUCCGACAGGCUACGCCACAGGCCCAUUCGACGCACCCCGACCCGGCCGGGCUCGCCGCAAGGAUCAAGCUAACGGCGCAAGACAUCGGGCUCACCACGACAGGCAAUUCCGGCCGACAGCCCCAGCCCCAGGUCAUGUCCACAUCGACGACUCGCCAUCUCCUUGUUCCCGUGUCGUCCGUUGCGGCACUGAAUCGAGCAGUGGUGCAGCGUGACAGGCUACUGGAACAACUCAGGCGCGUCGACGACAAGGCGUAUGGUCUGUACCUCUUCACCCGGGUCCCGUCGGCCGAUGGGACCAGUACCCAGACAUUCCAAGCACGCUUCUUCAGCCCGGGAUUGUCUGGUGAAGAUCCUGCUACAGGAAGCGCCGCUGGUCCGCUCUCGGCGUAUUUGUAUUACCAAGGGAUCUUGAAGCUUAGCAACGAUGGUGUUGGGAGGAUCCUUGUGCACCAGGGAUCUCGAGUCGGCAGGGAAUGCGUCAUCCACGUUGAGCUCAGGCUUCGGCAAGAAGGCGGGCAAGAGGUUUUGGAUGUGGAUCUUAUCGGCAGUGGUGUUCAGGUUGCCGAGGGGCGGAUCGACGUUCCUGAUUUCUCGACAACUUUCUAA